Messenger RNA from Metarhizium acridum CQMa 102, 3654 nucleotides. NCBI's taxonomy places the organism in Eukaryota, Fungi, Ascomycota, Sordariomycetes, Hypocreales, Clavicipitaceae. The record is from RefSeq and is a predicted model, not a curated record.
AUGACUGUCAAGUCCCUCGGAAUUCGAGUCUCCAUCGACAGGGGCGGCACCUUUACUGAUGCCCACGCUGCCAUUCCCCAACGGCAAGACAUUAUUCUUAAACUCCUAUCAGUCGACCCAGCAAAUUAUCAAGAUGCCCCCACAGAAGGCAUUCGCCGAACCUUGGAGCUGGUCACGGGCCAGAAACUACCCCGAGGAGAGCCACUCGACCUCUUUCACUUCGAGUCCAUCUGCAUGGGCACCACCGUUGCUACCAAUGCCUUAUUAGAGCGCAAGGGCGAAAAGGUCGCCCUCAUUACUACCAAGGGCUUCCGGGACCUCCUGGCUACUGGUAAUCAGUCCCGGCCAAAUAUCUUUGAUUUGUCAGUAUCACGCCCAGAAGUCCUUUUCGACCAAGUGGUUGAGGUGGACGAGCGCGUAACCAUGAAGGAUCACACCGAGGAUCCCCAGGCAGUCAAGACGAUUGCAAAUGGCGACGAUGCUAAUCUCGUCAUCGCCAUCACAGGGGAGACCAUUCGUCUUCUCCAAGUACCAGAUUUGGCUGUUGUUUGCUCAAAUUUGCAACAGCUCUGGGAUGACGGCUUCCGCUCCGUAGCCGUCGUCUUCAUUUAUUCAUAUGCGUUCCCUGACCAUGAACUCUUGGUCGGUAGGCUGGCCCUCGAGAUGGGAUUCUUUGUCACGUUAUCCUCCGAGGUACAGCCCAUGAUGAAUGUUGUACCACGAGCAAUACAUCAAUUCCAUCUCUGCAAACUUUCGUGGGGGCUUCGGGUUGCUUUCACCGGUGUCGAGUUUAUGCAGUCGGAUGGUGGUCUUGCUGAUUACCGCAAAUUCAGCGGUCUCAAGGCUAUUCUGUCUGGUCCGGCUGGUGGUGUGGUGGGCUAUGCCCAGACUUCUUGGGACAACGAGAAGUGUCCUAUUAUCGGCUUCGACAUGGGCGGUACUUCCACAGACGUCUCUCGAUAUGCUAGCGUGUACGACCACGUCUUUGAGACCACCACUGCCGGGAUUUCCAUUCAGUCCCCUCAGUUGGACAUCCAUACAGUUGCAGCGGGCGGCGGUUCCAUCCUGACAUGGAAGAAUGGCCUUUUUAAUGUCGGACCCGAGUCCGCCUCUGCGCAUCCCGGACCUGCGUGUUACAGAAAAGGAGGACCCCUGACCAUCACAGACGCAAACUUGUUCCUGGGCCGCCUCUUGCCCGACCACUUCCCAAAAAUGUUCGGUCCCAAGGAGAACGAGCCCCUCAAUCGAGAAAUUGUCGAGUCCAAAUUCGCCGACCUGACGAGCGAUAUCAACAAGGACAGAGAGCUCACUGGCCUGUCUCCGUUUUCACCGCAGGAAGUAGCCCUGUCUGGCCCCAUCCGUGCUCUCACAGAGGCUCGUGGCUACGACGCUGCAGAUCACCGUCUUGCAUGCUUUGGUGGUGCUGGAGGACAGCAUGCUUGCUCAGUGGCGGAAGUCCUCGGAAUCUCUCGCAUCAUUAUUCAUAAAUACUCAUCGAUUCUGUCCGCCUAUGGCAUCUCGCUCGCUGAUGUUGUACACGAAGUUCAGCGGCCAGCAGCCAUUACAUACGGAAAAGACACACAAGUUAGCAUCCGGGCACAGUUGGAACUUCUCGCUGAACAAGCCAAACUUGAGCUUGUUAAGCAGGGCUUCUCACUCGACAACAUCAAAUCCAAUGCCUACUUGAGCAUGAGGUAUCAAGGAUCCAGCAGCUCUCUUAUGGUCCUCAAAGGAGACGAUUGGGAUUUCCAGCGUGAGUUUGAAGAGUCUCACCGCCGAGGCUUCGGAUUCCAUUAUCCCGAGAAACCUAUCAUCGUUGAUGAUUUCAGCAUCAGAGCUAUCGGCACCACUGGUUCCAAACAGGCCAAUACGCCCUUCAGCCAACUCAAAUCUACUAUCCUAGUCACUCCUGAUUCUGUCGCCACCAUCCUAGACAGCUACGUUGUCAUUGACAGAAAGCUCCCAAAACAGGAUCGAUCCUCUGAUGGUGUAGAAGAGGAAUUCAGCCCCGUCCAACUCACCGUCUUCGGACAUAGAUUCAUGUCCAUUGCCGAGCAAAUGGGCCGCAACCUUAGAAAGACAGCUGUGUCAACUAACAUUAAAGAACGGCUGAACUUUUCUUGUGCAAUAUUCCGUCCCGAUGGCGGCCUGGUAGCUAAUGCGCCCCAUGUACCGGUCCAUUUGGGCUCUAUGCAAUUCGCGGUACAGUACCAGCAUAAGCUAUGGGAGGGAAAGCUGCAAGACGAUGACGUCCUUGUUUCCAACCACCCUUCAUGCGGAGGCACCCAUCUUCCAGACAUAACAGUCACUACACCCGUAUUCGACGGCGACAGCCUUGCAUUCUAUGUUGCUUCCCGUGGUCACCACGCUGAUAUUGGCGGCAUCCUACCUGGCUCCAUGCCACCUACUUCCUCUGCCCUCUGGCAAGAGGGCGCCUCUAUUGAAUCCACGAAACUGGUCAGCGCACGUCGUUUUGAUGAAGACGAAAUCAAGAGACUAUUGCUCGUUGAACCGGCCAAAUACGAGGGGUGUUCUGGAACUCGCAUACUGCGAGAUAAUCUGUCUGAUCUCAAGGCCCAAAUUGCUGCCAACGCAAAGGGCAUCACACAUAUUAAGGCCCUGAUCUCUGAAUUCGACCUCGCCUCCGUCCACAGAUAUAUGUACGCCAUUCAGCAUACCGCCGAAGACGCUGUUCGCGGGCUUCUCCGCGACACUCUGGCCAAAUUUGGCCCCGAGCCUCUGACAGCAACCGACUACAUGGACGAUGGAACGCCUAUCGUCCUCAAAAUUACCAUCGCAGCCUCUGGUUCCGCAACAUUCGAUUUCACCGGGACAGACCCUCGCGUCCUCGGCAACACCAACACCCCCAAAGCCAUCACGCACUCCGCCAUCAUCUACUGUCUCCGCAGUCUAGUCAGAUCCUCUAUUCCCUUAAACCAAGGCUGCCUCGCCCCCAUCGACAUCAUUAUUCCUGAAGAUUCAAUCCUCAACCCAGGCGCUGGUCUAGCCGUAGUAGGGGGCAACGUCCUCACGUCACAACGUGUGACAGACGUUGUUCUCCGUGCGUUCCGCGCGUGUGCCGCAUCCCAAGGAUGCUGCAACAACCUCACCUUCGGGACGGGGGGCAAAGACCCCAUUACAGGCGAACAUAAAGAGGGAUUUGGAUACUAUGAGACGAUAGCAGGGGGUUUGGGAGCGGGUGCGGACUGGGUAGGACAGAGCGGAGUGCACACCCACAUGACCAAUACGCGGAUUACAGACCCGGAAGUCUUUGAGAAGCGGUAUUCUUGCAUUUCGCGCCGCUUCCAAUUAAGAGCAGGAUCCGGUGGUCGUGGCAGAAAUAAGGGCGAUGAUAGUACGGUGCGGGAGAUUGAGUUCCGUGUGCCGGUGCGAUGCUCGAUUCCGAGCGAGCGCAGAUCUCGUCGUCCAUAUGGCAUGGACGGUGGUGAAGAUAGCCAAGCGGGUCUGAACUCGGUCCAUGUCAUGGACCAAAUGACUGGAAAGAUGAGGAUAGUUAACCUUGGCGCUAAGGCUACAAGCCUACAACCAAGCUGGGUCCCGGGGAGAGUGUUAUUAUCGAAUCGCCGGGCGCUGGCGGUUGGGGUUGUGAGCAGCAGACGUAAGUUGUAUAAAGCUGAUGAAAUUAUUGGUUAA